Messenger RNA from Pocillopora verrucosa, 1532 nucleotides. Its product is annotated as acidic leucine-rich nuclear phosphoprotein 32 family member B. The record is from RefSeq and is a predicted model, not a curated record. Lineage: Eukaryota; Metazoa; Cnidaria; Anthozoa; Scleractinia; Pocilloporidae. Gene Ontology annotation, molecular function: protein binding.
GCUCUCGCUCCAGUGAUCAAACGCAAUUUUGAUCUCCACGAAUGACUACAAGCUCAAGUUUCCUGUCCUGUUUACAUCGAGUAGAUCUUUGCUGACUUCAGAUUCCUACGAGCUCAUUAUUAGCUGAAGAUAAGCCCGAUGAUGCUGUGAAAUUAAGUGUACUUACUGUUGAUAACCCUCGAAGCUUCUUCCAAGAUGACCGUUCCGAUAAUGGCAGACGAAUCGUCCCGAGAUGAGGGAGAAGUUUAUACCUCUGUGCCGGUUGUGGUCCUAACAGUUCAUGAAGCACAGGAAGAAACCCAUGUAAAGCGAUCACAUUUCAGCUACGAAGCUGAGGAUGCUUUGCCGUUGCCUUCGUCCAAAUACAGAUACAGCAAAUGGCAUGAACUGGAAGACAUGGAUGUUAAAGGAAACAUGCUAAGGUCUCCCAGAGUCAGAAGGACACCUCAAGGAUUCAAAGUAGAGAAUAUUCGUAAAGUGCAUGAGCAAGAAAAAGAAGAAUUAGGGGAUUCUGAUAAUGAAGAAUUCAGAAUUGCUGUACCCCUCAAAAAGAGCAAACCAAAAAGAAUACGAAACUACAAGAACAAGAUGGAAAACUGGGAAAAUGCUGAGUCUGUAAAUUUAUCAUAUCAAGAUUUAGGGCAUCCUUAUCAAAAGAAAGAAUUUCUGCGGGUCCUUAGAAGGCUUUUAAGAUGUGAAAAUUUGCAGCUUAUGGAAAAUUCUAUACAAGAUUUGAGCAGUGUUCUCCUUCCGAGAUGUUCACAUCUUUACCUGCAGAGAAAUUUCAUAACUGAUUUAAGGAAACUUCCCAGGGCUCCCAUGCUGCUUCACUUGUCGCUGCAACAAAAUAAUGUGGAAAGUUUAAAGGGUCUGGAUCUACUGAGAAAAACCACAAUUCAAUCAUUAGUCCUUAAAGGGAAUCCUGUGGAGUUGGAGCCAAACUACAGACAGCAGGUAUUUAGAAUUUUGCCUCACCUACAGCUUCUGGAUGGAAUCCCAAGGUUAGACAGUGAUGAUGUAGACGCAGUAGUUGAUUCAAAGACAUGUAUUGUGUCAUAGCAAAAAUCACCUAGUGUGUUCUACAGUCAUCUUGUGGACUUAUGCCUAGGCUAAGAGUGGAUCAGACAUGGAACUGCUGUAAGGAGACAUGGAACUGCAGUAAGGAGAUCCAAGACUGGACGCUCAGACAGAGAGUGAUGAGCGUUGUACUUUCUGGUGAUUUUGACAAGAAAGGAUAAUUCACUUCCAGUGGGAGAAGAUUCCCACCCUACAACAGAUCACUCAAAUUAUUAUUGAGCUGAGCUAAUGAGACACUAUUCUAUCUUCACAAAAAUUUAGCAAUUUCUCUGUAUUCGUUGAGGUAUUUUAGAUGCAAACAAAUACUGAUGUAACAAACACAUUCUUAUUGAAGGUUUAUUGUACGGUUUCUCAGUUGAUUUUGAAUAGGUCACUAAUGUAAAUAUUGAUCUAGUGAAUCAAAUUUUACAAAUAUGCGAAACAUUUGUGAAUAUAUUUAAUAUAUAUUCUUAUGU